UAGUAAUUGUAAAUGUUCUUUGUCAUUUGGAUGGUACAGUCUAUUAUUGUUUUUAUAACCAGUUGAAACUGGAAACCAUUUCUAUGUGAAGUUAUAUUUUAAGAGAUCAAUUUUUGGUAUUGCAAUGGAAAACAAUCACGUAAAUGAGAUUAAGGACGUGUCCUGGCUUCCAUUUUUAAGACAAUUUUACAUUUGUUCCGGGGAAACAAUAUUACAUUUUUGCUAUGGCCUGUAUUUUGGAGCUCCGACUGUUUUCAUACCACAAAUACGAAAGGAGGCUAAUAAAACUGAAGUUAUUACCUUAGAAAUGGAGUCUUGGUUAAUUUUACAUUUGUUCCGGGGAAACAAUAUUACAUUUUUGCUAUGGCCUUUAUUUUGGAUCCCCGACUGUUUUCAUUCCACAAAUACGAAAGGAGGCUAAUACAACUGAAAUUAUUACCUUACAAAUGGAGUCUUGGUUAACGUCUGCUACGGCCUAUGCAUCUAUACCAUGGACUAUAAUAUUACCAAUAAUGGCUUACUACUUUGGAAGACGGGCACCUGCGUUUCUUUUAUGGACUUUAGUAUUGAUUGGAACCGUUAUAAUAUUCUACAGCACCACUAUUAUCGAAAUCCUCUGCGGUCAAAUAAUAGUUGGAAUUCUUCCAGGCGCUAUUUCAACAAUAUCAGUUAUGAUAUUUACGGAAUAUACAUCACCUAAAUAUAGAGGAGUUUUUCUGACACUGAAAGUUGCAACAUACUUUUGGGGUGUUUUAGUCGCCAAUGCAAUUGGAACAUUUUUUUAUUGGAAAAAUAUUGUAAUUCUUAUGUUGGUAUGUUGCGCGAUGAGUUCCACUAUUUUCUUUUGCCCUGAAUCUCCACUGUGGCUUGCCAGUAAAGGACGAUUUGAUGAAUGUAUUAAAGUACAUCGUUGGCUGAAUGGACAAGAUGCUGUUUCUGAAAACGAGUUAUUAUGUCUUAUCAAACUGCAUAAAAUUAAGCUAUCAAAUAUUAAUCGAAAUGAAUCGAAAACCAACUUUUUCAUGAAAUUUAUACAAAUCAUAAAAAGAAAAACAAUUUAUAAGCCUAUUCUGUUUACGAGUUUGACAAGUCUUCUGCUUAUUUGUUCUGGUAAACUAGCAUGUUCUGCAUAUGCAAUUCCAAUAUUUAAGAAAAUAACAACUUCCGAAAAGGCUGCAUAUAACGGAAUGUUAAUAUUAGAUGUUUUUGCUGUCCUUGGAAUGUAUGUUGGUUGCGCUCUUUCCAAAUAUUUUAAGAGGAAAGCAGUACUUAUAUAUACAAGUUUAAUAGGAGCUAUGAGUCUAUUUAUAUUGUCAUGUUAUUUGUAUCUAGUUAAAUACUCAACUAUUACUUUGAAUCAAUAUCUAACUAUAACGUUGCUCACGAUAUUUUCAACCGUAAUUAGCAUCGGUCCAAUUGUAUUAGUGCCAUGUAUUUACGGAGAAUUGGCACCAAUUAAAUACAGAAGCAUUUAUUUCACAUUAAAUUCAAUUAUUUUAUCUAUUUUAAUUGGAAGUACUAUAAAAAUUGCACCAUUUUUAUUUAGAUAUGCUCAAAUGUAUAUAGUUUUUUUGGUUUUUGGAUUUGCGACAUGUAUUCUUGUUCUAUUAGUUUAUAAAUAUUUACCAGAAACAAAAGACAGGUCUUUAUCAGAAAUACAACAAUUGAUAGAAGGAAGUGUAACAGAAAUACAGAAAGAAAAGGCAGAUGUAGAUCUACACACAACUUAUGUCUGUAAUGGAACUCCUUGCGAAGGUGACUGUCGAGAUGAAAAUUUUGCAAUUCAAGGUCGACAUAUUGAUUUGCUAAUAAAUAAUAGAAACAUAUAGUUGAGAAAAAUAAAAAAUAAGUUUUAUGUUUUUAGUAUUUAAGAGUUCAGCUAUUGUCUAAGAAAUGUAUUACCUACACAAUAGUUCAUUAGGUUUUUCAAAUAUUUAUUCAAUAAAUUUAAUCCUUUUUGGCGAGUUUUAAUAUCCUUACCAUAUUCUGUCAAGAAAUGAAUUAUGUUAUCAAAACGGUUAACGGUUAAAGAAUUUGUUUCUUAUAAGAAUUUACAAAUUGACUUUUAGAGAAAACAAUUUGAUAACUUAAUUAUGUAAGUAAAUACCGGUAAGCUUAGUUUAAAUAUAGUUAAUAAAAAUUAUAAAUAUAAAUAAUUAUCUAAUUAUUAUUUAUCAAUAUGUCUUUAGCAAAUCGUUUGUCAAGAAUCUAUUAAAACGUUCAGGACAAUAAACCAAUAUAGGUUCAACUUUGACUAUAUUGCUUUGCAGCAGAAACAAGUCCCGCUCUGGUAUCCAUCUAGUCAGUUUCCUGUGCAAAUGAAUAGUAAUCUCUUAACUGGUAAACUACCACAAAAAAAUUGAACUAAAAUUUCUUAAAAAACCAACAGUGAAUACGUUUACGAUUGCACUUUAUAAUGACGGGUGUAAAGUUCGUUCAGUCCCCCUGAAAACGUGAUCUGGAAAAGUCUUGAAACGUCGGGUUAACUAAAAUAAAAAUGUAACUUUUACGCAAAAAUCUAAUGUAUAGACACAGUUACAAUUACACGCGUUUUAAUCCUUUAAA
Molecule: messenger RNA, 2565 nt
Organism: Leptidea sinapis
Lineage: Eukaryota; Metazoa; Arthropoda; Insecta; Lepidoptera; Pieridae
Product: facilitated trehalose transporter Tret1-like
Exons: 4
Coding region: 447-1829 (460 amino acids)
Biological process (GO): transmembrane transport
Cellular component (GO): membrane
Molecular function (GO): transmembrane transporter activity
Source: RefSeq, a predicted model, not a curated record